AUUGCCACUUGAGCAGAGUAGGACUUUGCUAGGUAGGGUGUGUGUGUGUGUGUGUGUGUGUGUGUGUGUGUGUGUGUGUGAGUGAGUGAGUGAGUGAGGGGAGAGGUGGCUACCAUCCUCGGGUCUCUCUGUGUGGUACAAACCCUUGCCCUGAAUGAGAAGACCCUGGGUAGGAGGCAUCACCAGUGCCCUGGAGGUUGCCAUCUGGGGGAGCCUGGAGAGAAAGAGUAGCCUAUGGAGGUCUGGGCUUAGUAUGUAUUUCCUUUCAUCCCACACAUGUUUGAAGUCCCUGUGAGGUGAAUAUGGUCAAUAUGGAUAUGGGGGAAUACACCAACACAAUCUCUGGCCACUUGGAUCUUCUAGUCUAGUGAGGAAGCCAGCCAUUAAAGUCACACACAUCCAAAUAAAUAUGUGGUGGACAGUGGUGGUGCUGGCAGCGCUCCCCUCCCUGGGGGCAGGUGGGGAGGCCCCCGAAGCGCCUCCAGAGUCAUGGACGCAGCUGUGGUUUUUCCGUUUUUUGGUGAAUGCUGCUGGCUAUGCCAGUUUUAUGGUACCUGGCUACCUGCUGGUGCAGUACUUCAAGCGGAAGAACUACCUGGAGACAGGCAGGGGUCUCUGCUUCCCCCUGGUGAAAACUUGUGUGUUUGGCAAUGAGCCCAAGGCCUCUGACGAGGUUCCCCUGGCUUCCCGGACUGAGCCGGCGGAGACCACUCCCACUUGGCAGGCCCUGAAGCUGCUCUUCUGUGCUGCGGGGCUCCAGGUGUCUUACCUGACUUGGGGUGUGCUGCAGGAAAGAGUGAUGACCCGCAGCUACGGGGCUACUGCCACAUCGCCAGGUGAGCGCUUCACAGACUCCCAGUUCCUGGUGCUGAUGAACCGAGUGCUGGCCCUGCUGGUGGCCGGCCUCUACUGUGUCCUCUGCAAGCAGCCCCGGCAUGGGGCGCCCAUGUACCGGUACUCCUUUGCCAGCCUGUCAAACGUGCUCAGCAGCUGGUGUCAGUAUGAAGCACUCAAGUUCGUCAGCUUCCCCACCCAGGUGCUGGCCAAGGCCUCGAAGGUGAUUCCGGUCAUGCUGAUGGGAAAGCUGGUGUCCCGGCGCAGCUACGAGCACUGGGAAUACCUGACGGCCGGCCUCAUCUCCAUCGGGGUCAGCAUGUUCCUGCUGUCCAGCGGACCGGAGCCCCGCAGCUCCCCGGCCACCACCCUGUCGGGCCUCAUCCUCCUGGCAGGCUACAUUGCCUUUGACAGCUUCACCUCAAACUGGCAGGAUGCUCUGUUCGCCUAUAAGAUGUCUUCGGUGCAGAUGAUGUUUGGGGUCAACUUCUUCUCCUGCCUCUUCACCGUGGGCUCCCUGCUGGAGCAGGGGGCCCUCCUGGAGGGGACUCGCUUCAUGGGGCGACACAGCGAAUUUGCCGCACAUGCCCUUCUCCUCUCUGUGUGUUCUGCGUGUGGCCAGCUCUUCAUCUUCUACACCAUCGGGCAGUUUGGGGCUGCUGUCUUCACCAUCAUCAUGACCCUCCGCCAGGCCUUCGCCAUCCUCCUCUCCUGCCUCCUCUACGGCCACACCAUCACUGUGGUGGGGGGUCUGGGGGUGGCUGUGGUCUUCGCUGCCCUCCUCCUCAGAGUCUACGCCCGGGGCCGACUAAAGCAACGGGGAAAGAAGGCUAUGCCUGUCGAGUCCUCAGUGCAGAAAGUUUGAGGAGCCUGAGGGAUGAAGUCACAGGAGAACCUCACCAUACCAGUUUUCCUCUUCUACUGUAACUUCGGAGGCAGCUGGUUCAAGGUCAGAACACAGGUUAUCAGGAUCACAAACCAGCUCUGUGGGUUGGGUGUUGGGUCCAGGAGGCUACCUUCCCCUUUGCCUUAAGUCACCCGUCCUCUGGAAGGGAUUAUUCUGAGCCCCAGGGCAGAGGACCUUCCUCAGUGGGUGGGAGGCAGUUGCUGGGGAAGGCAGAGGUACCUCCUUCUAAGGGCCCUCUCCAGUUCCCUCAAGGCUUGCCCUGGGGGCUCAGCCACCAACACACCUGUGCUUGCCCCCUACCUUGAAUGGCCCACCCUUGUGGACUCCCUCCCAGAGACCUACAGUUCUUACUCUGGUGAGAAAAGCACAAGUGUUGUAGGCUCCCAGUGCUGCUUUUUCCUUCCCGGGAGUCCCUGAAAGAUGGUGCUGUGCUGGGGAGGGGAGAGCCCCACCCAGCACCACCACCCUGCUCCUGGAUCCCAGGGCUCUGCUCCAAGAGCCGGAUGCAGGUUUUGGUACUUUCGAAAUGUAACUUUUUGCUCUUCUAAUUUUAUUUUAUUAAAUUAAACUGCUGCAAUGGGCUCGA
Molecule: messenger RNA, 2327 nt
Organism: Suricata suricatta (meerkat)
Lineage: Eukaryota; Metazoa; Chordata; Mammalia; Carnivora; Herpestidae
Gene: SLC35B2
Product: solute carrier family 35 member B2
Exons: 4
Coding region: 410-1699 (429 amino acids)
Biological process (GO): transmembrane transport
Cellular component (GO): endoplasmic reticulum membrane; Golgi membrane
Molecular function (GO): 3'-phosphoadenosine 5'-phosphosulfate transmembrane transporter activity
Source: RefSeq, a predicted model, not a curated record